Messenger RNA from Rattus rattus (black rat), 1704 nucleotides. RefSeq names its product carboxypeptidase M (gene Cpm). Gene Ontology annotation, cellular component: cell surface. The record is from RefSeq and is a predicted model, not a curated record. Gene Ontology annotation, molecular function: metallocarboxypeptidase activity; zinc ion binding. Gene Ontology annotation, biological process: proteolysis. Lineage: Eukaryota; Metazoa; Chordata; Mammalia; Rodentia; Muridae.
CCCGGGCCCGCCCCUCUGUCCGGGUUAUAACUCUCCGGAGCACCCGGCGCCCGCCGGCGGGCGGAGACGCGCGCCUGGCACUGGACAUGGACGGCGCGCGCCUGUGGCUGGGGCUUCUGCUGCCCGUGGUGGCCGCCUUGGAUUUCCGAUACCACCACCAGGAAGGGAUGGAGGCGUUCCUAAAGAGCGUGGCUCAGAACUACAGUUCGAUCACGCACUUGCACAGCAUCGGGAAAUCUGUGAGAGGUAGAGACCUGUGGGUUCUUGUCGUGGGGCAGUCUCCAAAGGAGCACAGAGUCGGGAUUCCAGAGUUCAAAUACGUGGCUAAUAUGCACGGCGAUGAGACUGUGGGGCGAGAACUGCUGCUCCACUUGAUCGACUAUCUGGUAACCAGUUAUGGGAAGGACGCCGAAAUGACACGCCUGAUCGACAGCACCCGGAUCCACAUCAUGCCUUCCAUGAACCCAGAUGGAUUCGAAGCCGUCAAGAAGCCCGACUGUUACUACAGUAAUGGAAGGGAAAACUACAAUAAUUAUGACCUGAACAGAAACUUCCCUGAUGCCUUUGAAAAUAACAGUGUAACCAAGCAGCCCGAGACCCUGGCGGUCAUGACGUGGCUGCAAACCGAGACAUUUGUCCUCUCUGCGAAUCUCCAUGGGGGUGCCCUGGUGGCCAGUUACCCCUUUGAUAAUGGCGUGCAAGCCACAGGGACACUGUUGUCCCGAAGCCUGACUCCAGAUGACGACGUUUUUCAACACCUGGCGUACACCUAUGCCUCACGGAAUCCCAACAUGAAAGGGGAUCAGUGUAAAAACAAGAGGAACUUCCCCAACGGGAUCAUCAACGGGUACUCCUGGUAUCCACUGCAAGGGGGAAUGCAAGAUUACAACUACAUCUGGGCCCAGUGCUUUGAAAUCACCCUGGAGCUGUCCUGCUGUAAAUACCCUCGGGAGGAGAAGCUACCGUUCUUUUGGAAUGAUAACAAAGCCUCUUUGAUCGAGUACAUGAAACAGGUGCACCUAGGUGUAAAGGGUCAAGUGUUUGAUCAGAGUGGAAAUCCAUUGCCAAAUGUAAUUGUGGAAGCCCAAGACAGAAAACAUAUCUGCCCGUUCAGAACCAACAAGCUUGGAGAGUAUUACCUGCUUCUCUUGCCUGGGUCCUACGUGAUAAAUGUUACAGUCCCUGGACAUGACUCACACCUCACGAAGCUUACAAUUCCAUUGAAAUCCCAGCCCUUCAGUGCUCUUAAAAAGGAUUUUCACCUCCCGUUGCGAUGGCAGCCAGAUUCCGUCUCCGUAUCAAAUCCUUCGUGCCCAAUGAUUCCUCUGUACAAACUAAAGCCAAGCCACUCUGCUGCAACGAAGCCUAGUCUGUUCGUAUUUUUCGUGGCUCUUUUGCACAUAUUUUUCAAAUAAAGCAAAAUGUGAACUCAACCCCCGUAACCCCGUGGAAUCGGGGACCGGUUACCCCAGGUUAUGGCAACUCUCCCUCUUGUGCGACUACAGUUGGAUGGACUCCACUGUUCUCCUUAAGAAGAAAGCCGGAUGUCGCCAAACCUGGCCUAGAGCAACCUGUAACGACAAAAUCAAUCUUCAGUCUGGAUAAAAUGGAGUCACUGCCUAGCAAAUGCUGCCCACGGAAACUCCAUCCCGAAGGAGUCCCAAACACCGUAAGAAAGUUCAGAAGCCGAACAGACACAUCCCU